This is a messenger RNA of Ostrea edulis (European flat oyster), 855 nucleotides long. RefSeq names its product zinc finger MYM-type protein 2-like. The coding region runs from base 1 to 855 and encodes 284 amino acids. The record is from RefSeq and is a predicted model, not a curated record. NCBI's taxonomy places the organism in Eukaryota, Metazoa, Mollusca, Bivalvia, Ostreida, Ostreidae. The transcript has a single exon.
AUGGAUGUCGACACCGCGGCGGUCCAAGAUUUCGCGAAUUUUAACUUGGACUUCACAAAUUUGAAAGAGGAAUGUGUUGAAAAUCCCGAGGAGCCGCGAUUCGGUUUAGAAGUAGAAGAAAGUGAAAUCCAGGCUUUAAUAGAAAGUCAAGAAAACAAGAACACGAAAAAGAACACGCAGUGGGCUCUCAAUAUAUUUGAAAGCUGGCUCCGUGAAAGAAAUGCGCAGGGCCAAGGGCAGGAACUGAUUAUUCCAGAAAUCCAAACUAUGGACGCGGUGCAGCUGAACUUUUAUUUAGGACGCUUUAUAAUGAGAGUACGUAGAAAAGACGGUAAAGAAUAUCCAGCGAAAACAUUGUUCUACAUUAGUUGUGGCAUUUUGAGAUAUUUACGCGAUCAUGGAACACACGACAAAAUUUUACUUGAUGCGGGGGAUCCAAGAUUUGCAGAUUUCCGUAAAAUAUUGCACAGUAAAAUAAAGGACGCUUUAAGCAGAGGAGUAGGUGGGAAACGAAAACAGGCAGAUCCCAUACUUUCUGAAGAUGAGACUACAAUCUGGGAGAGAGGCGUUUUCGGGAUGAACAAUGCAGAAACUUUUCAGAAUACUGUGUUCUUCUAUUGUUGCAAGUUCUUUGGACCGAGGGGCCACGACGAACACCAUUCCCUUGAAUGUAACCAGUUCCUUCUUGGUGAGGAUAACCGCGGGAAAUAUAUUGAGUUCACAGGCAGAUCCACAAAAACCUUCAAGGGAGGACUAGCUCACAAGGAACUACACAACAAACAAAUACGGCACUACUGUCAGCCUGGUAAGUUAAAUUAUGUAACCACCUCUUCGGGGAAAGCCAGUCUUCAUUAG